Molecule: messenger RNA, 1491 nt
Organism: Erigeron canadensis
Lineage: Eukaryota; Viridiplantae; Streptophyta; Magnoliopsida; Asterales; Asteraceae
Product: amino acid transporter AVT1C-like
Exons: 11
Coding region: 1-1491 (496 amino acids)
Cellular component (GO): plasma membrane
Source: RefSeq, a predicted model, not a curated record
AUGAAGGAUACGGAAUCUGACUACAUAUUUCUUUUUGAGAGUGACAAAAAUGAGGAUGAACAUAUAGAUUUAUAUAGAGAGGAAAUCGAAGAUAAUAAGGAUUCGAAAGGAGAUUCUUACCCGUCAUGGCCUCAAAGUUACAGGGUGUCGAUGGAUGUUUAUGGUGAUGUAUCGCCCCCAAAAUUAACCUUUCUAGGGUCAACUAACGUAUCAACAUUAGGUGGUCCUUUUCUAUCGAAUUCGUCUUUACCACCUGAAAGCAGAAGACGCAUCACUACUGAUCACAAGGUAUUCGGAAGUUUGUGCGAACCUCUCUUACCACAAGUAACAGACGACGACGGACAUCAUAUAUAUCCUGCUGAUCAAUGCAUUUCUUCUGCCAAGGAGUUGUCACAACAUGAAAAAUCUCCUGAUAUUAGACAAAGUUCUUUUGGUCAAGCUGUAGUUAACGUUGUGAAUGUCCUUUGUGGAGUUGCACUUCUGUCUACUCCUUAUGCAAUGAAAGAAGGAGGAUGGUUUGGUUUGUCCAUAUUGUUUAUCUUUUCAGUUCUUUCAUUCUAUACCGGUAUCAUCAUCCGCUACUGCUUGGAUAGUCAACCUGGCCUUAGCACCUACCCCGAUAUUGGUGAGGCUGCUUUUGGACUAGCUGGACGCCUAAUCAUCUCUAUAUUUUUCUACGUGGAGUUGUACGCAUCAUGCGUUGAGUUUAUAAUCAUGGAGAGUGAUAGCCUUUCUUCUUUGUUUCCAAAUACACAUUUAAAUCUUGGUGGACAUCAACUAAGUUCCCAUUAUCUAUUUGCAAUUAUGAUCACUCUCAUUGUUCUUCCUACAGUUUGGCUUCGUGACUUGAGUUUUCUGAGUUACAUCUCCGCUGGUGGAGUUCUUGUGACAAUUCUUGUGGUAAUUUGCUUGUUUUGGGUUGGUUUGGUGGACAACAUUGGCUUUCAGCAUGACAGUACAAGGAUGUUGAACCUUUCAUCUUUGCCCGUGUCUAUUGGGAUUUACGGUUACUGUUAUGCAGGACACGCCGUCCUUCCCCACAUCUAUAUGUCCAUGGAAACACGUAAUCAGUAUCCACUAGUUCUUCUAACUAGCUUCGCCAUAUGUACUUUACUCUAUGCUGGAGCUGCCACAAUGGGAUACAUGAUGUUUGGUGAAUCAAUAGAAUCACAGUUCACUCUCAAUCUACCUUCGAAUUUUCUUGCCUCCAAAAUUGCAGUUUGGGCUACAGUGAUCAGCCCACUUACCAAGUAUGCUAUAACCAUAUCCCCGGUGGCUAGGAGUUUGGAGGAACUCAUACCAUCAGACGAUCAACGGUCUCACAUCUAUUCCAUCCUCUUUAGAACGACGUUGGUGAUUUCUUCUUUAGUUGUGGCCAUUUGUUUUCCCUUCUUUGCUCUCGUUAUGUCGCUGAUUGGGUCUUUAAUGACGAUGCUAGUGUCAUUCAUAUUUCCUUGUGUUUGCUUCCUGCGAAUGUUGGGGGUAAUGUAA